Messenger RNA from Syngnathoides biaculeatus (alligator pipefish), 1677 nucleotides. RefSeq names its product Enah/Vasp-like b (gene evlb). Gene Ontology annotation, biological process: protein homotetramerization; actin polymerization or depolymerization; positive regulation of actin filament polymerization. Bases 242 to 1423 code for a protein of 393 amino acids. NCBI's taxonomy places the organism in Eukaryota, Metazoa, Chordata, Actinopteri, Syngnathiformes, Syngnathidae. The record is from RefSeq and is a predicted model, not a curated record. Gene Ontology annotation, molecular function: actin binding; profilin binding; SH3 domain binding. The transcript has 14 exons. Gene Ontology annotation, cellular component: cytoskeleton.
GAAGGCCGCUGGAUCUCAUCACUUAUUUCCUGGCAGCUCAUUGCCACCACAUAUAGGAGGAUAACUAAGAGCCCGGGGGAAGACGGCGAGCAGCGACUCUCUUCCAGCUUUCUAAUCUCCGGGAGGUCGGCGUGCAAUCCUAACAUCUGCACACCGAGCAACGGCAGGAGGUGCUAGCAGCGCAUCAUUCAGCACCACAAGAGAGCCGCUGAACCUUUGACUCAGACACGGGAGCGUUAAAAUGAGCGAGCAGAGCAUCUGCCAGGCGAGGGCGUCGGUCAUGGUCUACGACAAUACCAGCAGGAAGUGGGUGCCCAUCAAGCCGGGCCAGCAGGGCUUCAGUCGCAUCAACAUCUACCACAACAUCCCCAGCAACACCUUCAGGCUGGUGGGGGUCAAGCUGCAGGACCAGCAGGCGUGUGCACAGGUGGUCAUCAACUACUCCAUCGUGAAGGGGCUGAAGUACAACCAGGCCACGCCCACCUUCCACCAGUGGCGGGACACCCGGCAGGUAUACGGUCUCAACUUCGCCAGCAAGGAGGAGGCCACCACCUUCUCCAACGCCAUGCUCUUCGCCCUCAACGUGCUCAGCGCCCAGGACGGAGGUCCACCAUUGCAGCGCCAAGUCCAAAACGAACCAAGUUCGGAAGAGAUGGAAGCCCAGAGAUCAAGGCAGAUGAUGGAGCAGCAGCAGCAGAUGCAGGCCUACAAGGAGCGGGAGCGACACUCCCCCAACUCGGGUUCUCCUUUCCAAGGCCACCCCGCUGUGCUUUCGGUGGCACCCCGGGUCCUAGUCCCCCCCGGAAGCAUGGCUGCGGGACCUCCGCCUCCGCCGCCGCCACCUGCGGGACCCCCGACGCCCACUGGCAGGGCCCCGCCGGCGCCGCCACCCCCUCCGCCGCCGCCCCUGCCUCCCCCGCUGUCCGGCCACAGGGAUGAGCCGCCAACCCAGAUGGGGCUUGCCGCCAUGAUUGCUGGUGCCAAACUGCGGCACGUCCAGAGGCCGGAGGAGGGUUUCUCCAGCUCGCCCAGUUCGUCCAGCGCCAAAACCAACGACGUCAAAAGGACGAGCGGCGGCAGCCGAGGACUGAUGGAGGAGAUGAACGCGCUUUUGGCCCGCAGAAAAAAAGCAGCGCCAGAGAAGUCAGAGGACAUCCAAAGUGAUGACCAAAAUUCUUCGUCGCCCAGCACCAGGGGGGGUCAGAGCGCCAUAGAUGCUCCAAGAAGGCCGUGGGACAGAGCCAACUCUGUGGAUAGGGCCAUGGCUCCAAGAGGACGGCCUGCGGGGAGCGGCAACGACGCAGACUCGAUAGACGUGGACAGAAUGAAACAGGAAAUCUUGGAAGAAGUAUUCCGCGAGUUGCACAAAGUGAAGGAAGAAAUUAUCGAUGCCAUAAGACUCAGUCGAGUGAGCACGACAUAAUGUCGCUCAUCCGAGGAAGAAGAGGAGGAGUUGGGGCCCGAACCGUGACGUCGAGGCGCCGCCGUGUUUUUGGAGGCGUGCGUUGACUUGUUGCAAGGCGCCGCGUUUGUGAAGGGACUGCCCCUUCUUUAUAUUUGUCUUUGAUUUCUCCUCUGUCUUGGGCCUGAAAAAUGUGAAAAAUGUUCAAAUAGUUUUAUUGUGUCCAGGAGUUCAUGAACACUUGAAAAAAAAAUAAAAAUGUGUAUAUCAAUAUA